Molecule: messenger RNA, 423 nt
Organism: Entrophospora sp. SA101
Lineage: Eukaryota; Fungi; Glomeromycota; Glomeromycetes; Entrophosporales; Entrophosporaceae
Source: the annotation of a GenBank genome assembly
AUGAUUGACAAAAGAUUAAAUGAUCAUGGUAAAAAUUGGAGGCAUGUUUACAAAGCACUUGUUCUAUUAGAUUACUGUCUUCAUCUAGGGUCCCAAGAUGUUGUUUCAUAUGCAAAAGAAAAUUUAUAUGUGGUAAAAACUUUAAGAGAAUUCCAAUACAUUGAUGAUGAUCUGAAAGAUCAGGGCCAGAAUGUUCGACAAAGGGCCAAGGAGAUCACUGAACUUCUUCAGGAUGAUGAACGUUUACAGCAUGAAAGAAACCAACAUACUGAAUUGAGACAAAGAUGGACAGGCAAUGAUGAUCCCUUGACAGAUAGAAGUUAUAACAAUAGUGCAUCUACAUAUGAACAUCCUAGUUAUUUUGAUGAAGAGGCUGAUUUAAGAAAGGCAAUUGAAGAAGCCAAAAGGUCUGCACAAGAUUGA